This is a messenger RNA of Durusdinium trenchii, 1044 nucleotides long. Lineage: Eukaryota; Dinophyceae; Suessiales; Symbiodiniaceae. The record is from the annotation of a GenBank genome assembly.
AUGAUUGGAUCCGGUCGUUCUUCUGUGGCAGAAGUCUGUGAUAUUAGUCGUGCAAAUGUUGCUGACGGUGCCACCUCAGAAGCGUUGGCGGCUCUAAAAUCUUUGGGGGCCAGUGGAAAGCAUUCGAACAACCAAGAGCGUGAUUUGCACCGUUGGCUUGGAGGGUUGCACGGUUGCCGACUCGAAGCCUUUAAGGUCCCUUUCCUUCUUUGUGUUCCCGGCAAGGAAGCUCUUUCAGAGGUCCAAGUGCCCAUCCUGUUGCCGCAUGAGAUCAUAGAUGCUUUGUGGCAAGCGGGUCCCUUUCAGUUUCAACGAUCCAUGACUGGAGCUAAAGAUCACAAGUCCAUUGAAGCUUUCUGGGAGCACUGUGCAACACUGGAAGAGUGGCGUGACCACCCUUGCUUGAAGCGCCCAAGUAUCACUCGAUCUCGUCUCCUUCCUAUAGUGUUGCACGUGGACGGUGCAGAGUUCUACAGCAACAGUGAGUACAUGGUUUGGUCUAUGGGAUCUGUCUUCGCAGAAGGGCAUGUUUGGGAUAUCAAGUUUCCUUGCGUGUGCAUACCACAUGCCCUCAUGCACAAUGUGAAAGAAAAGGUCCACGAGCGAGUGGCCGAUGUCCUUGCCUGGUCGCUCCGUGCUGCGGCUGCAGGACAAUGGCCAUCUCGCGGGCCUUUCGGCGACGAACUCUCUGGCUUCAGAGGAGAACUUGCUGGGACUGUGAUGUCAGGGGGCUGGCAUGAGAUCAGUGGGUGCUGGCAGACGCACCUGAUUUCUUGGCAACACUUGGCGCACCAGUGCGAAGUGAAGGGUUGGAAACUUUUCAGGCUCCGACCCAAGCAUCACCAACUCGAUCAUUUAGCGAUCCAGGUUGCCCGAACAAAGCUGAACCCGAGGAAAGUCAUGGCAUGUUUCAGCGAUGAAAGUUUUCUAGGUUACCUUAAAAGAAUAGGGGUCAGGUGCCAUGUUUCCAACAUGAUGGACCGUUUGUUCCAACGGUACAUCAUGUUCCUUAGCCUUCGUUGGCACGACGCGAAGACGCUUUGA